CAUGACGCUGAACAUGCUAGCCAGCAUCAGAAAGGCCGGAGUCUGCGUCAACACCACCAUCAUGGCGGAGGACGCCGGGGCCUACCAAUAUCUGUGCGAGACGACCAAGGACGACCCAGCAAUCCACAUGGUGUUCAGCAACUUUGGAGAUGCCAGUUCCGGGAAACUGAUGGUAUUCUCCGUGCCCUACAAAAGUUGGUGAACCGGCGCCACUACUACAUCCUGAGUCUGCUGGAGAGGGGCCAAGAAGUCCUCUUUAUCGACGCCGACACCUUCUGGUUCCGCGACCCCUUCGAAUACUUCCACGGCAACUUCGACAUGUCUUUCGUGGACGAGCGGUCCCCGUACCCAAAGAGACUGCCCAAAAGAUCGCUGCACUGUGCCGGCCUCGGGUACUUUCGACCGACGAACAGGACCCUGAGGUUUGUCAGAAAAUGGAUUUCAAUUAUAGCGGAGAAGAAGCGGCCCCCUUCUGAUCAAGGUGUUCUAAAUUACAUGAUGCACAAUGAUAUACCGGAGCAUGUGAAUGUCAGGCCCCUUCCCCUAGCGUUUUUCCCCCACGCGCUGAUCUAUUACAAAGAUAAUUGGAAUAAAAACCAUAAUGGUACGAUUAUAGUUCAUAAUGUGGGACUAAGGGGACACGACGCCAAAAUGAACAAGUUCAAGGCGAACGGCAUGUGGUUGGUGAACGUGACAUAUAACGAGAUAGCGCAGUCAUUCAAUCAGAGUACGCGGCACUGAAAAUGAUAUGUUUUACAAGAGCUCCUCCAAUUUAAAGUGUUGCAGCGAUGGAUUUUUCUCAAAAACAAUUUCUCUGCCACUUCGCAAAGUGCACUUUUUAAAACUGUUAAAAAUAUCCAUGCUUUUCUAGACGACUGAGGGUGCCCUUGCUGUGAUGUCAUCCCGGGGAAGACAUGGGUUUUUCUGUUCAACUUGAUCGGGAAUUGAACUAAAAACAUUUCUGACAAAGGGACUGAAGCUUGCUGAUCACUGUGCACAUAAACAUUAAAUUAGAAGAGAAGAGAAAAUUAAGUCCAGCGAGAUCUACAAAACAUAGGACUUUUUUAAAGUACAAACCUAUAGACCUUUUAACUAAAAGCUUCAUAAUUAUGCUCGUAUGCAUACGAAUAGCCUUGGCGUCAAGAAGCGUGAGCGGGCCAUUGAAAACGUACAGGGGAGCGAUUUUGGUCAUUUUCUCUCAAGUUUUCUGGUUUUGUUCAUUUUUUUCUUCAGAAAUCCCAUUAAAUCGUUUUUUUUCUAUUAGUUUUUAAUCUAAGUGGGAUUUUAGUGCUCCUUUAAAAGACUUUUUAUCGUGAUAUUUUCUGUGUGCACGAGAUUGCCGCAUCUAAGCAGGUCUCCUUUCGUGCUGUUUUAUAGCAAAAACGAUUUAAUGACAUUUUCAGAGAAAAACGUAACAAAGC
Messenger RNA from Acanthaster planci (crown-of-thorns starfish), 1421 nucleotides. RefSeq lists its product as uncharacterized. Gene Ontology annotation, cellular component: Golgi apparatus. NCBI's taxonomy places the organism in Eukaryota, Metazoa, Echinodermata, Asteroidea, Valvatida, Acanthasteridae. Gene Ontology annotation, molecular function: glycosyltransferase activity. The record is from RefSeq and is a predicted model, not a curated record.